UCAAAAAAAAAACUUUGAAUAAAUGAAACAGUUGUGAAAGGAAACAAUCCUUUCUCCUGUCUCUGUUUCUGUGACAAACUAAACUACAAAACUCUCCCCUUCCCCACCACCACCACCACCACCACCACCACCACCUCCUCCACCACCACCACAUAACCCUCUCUUGAAUUUUCUUGAUAUUUCAUGUUUCCAUUUCUUGAUUUUCUUGGUUUCAUUUGAGUUUCUUGUUUUCAUUUCUUGAUUUUCUAGGUUUCAUUUCUUUCAUUCUUGACUCUUGUCAUAUAUGCCUAUACCAUAUGUCCCAACCUCCACCACCACCACCUUCAAAUCUCCCUCUCCUCCCUUUCUCCACCACCACCGCCGCCGCCAUCACUCCCAUCACUAGCGGCAGCAGCAACCGUGAAUACAGAAAAGGAAACUGGACAAUUCAAGAAACCCUAACUCUUAUAACCGCCAAAAAACAAGACGACGAGCGUCGCUCAAAGCCCAACAGCAGCUCCACCAGCGUUGCUUCCACCUCCAAAACAGGCGAACUCCGGUGGAAAUGGGUGGAAAACUUCUGCUGGGCUCAUGGCUGUUUCCGUAGCCAAAACCAAUGUAAUGAUAAAUGGGAUAAUCUCCUCCGUGACUUCAAGAAAGUUCGUGAUUAUCAAGCAAGAUCCAAUGGCGGUAAUUCUGAUCAUAAUAAUUUACCUUCCUAUUGGACAAUGGAGAGACACCAAAGAAAAUAUUAUAAUCUUCCUUCUAAUCUCUCUCUCGAAGUUUUUCAAGCUCUUAACGAAGUUAUUCAAAGAAGAUAUAACACAAACAUCAUUGCACCACCGCCACCUCCGCCACAACAAGAGGAGCAGCAGCAGCAGCAUGCUUCAACAUUUCCACCUCCACCACCACCACCUCCGCCUCCUCUUUCUCUUCCAGCUCCGGUAACGACUCUCCCACCGGAAGUCAUGCCGGAGAGAGUGGUCAUGGAUGCCCCGGCGAUCUCAGAAGCGUCAGAAUCAUCAUCAGCUACAGAAUCAAGUCACGAGACAGGUUCUAAACGAAGGAAAGUUCGAAGAAACACGGGCGAUAGCAUUAAGAAGGGUGCCUCCAUUUUAGCUCAGACAAUUCGAAACUGCGAAGAGAAAAAAGAUAAGCGACACCAGCAGCUUAUGGAGUUCGAACAGCGUAAACUCCAGCUCGAAGAGACCCGAAAUGAAGUGAACAGACAAGGAAUGGCUAAUCUUGUUAUGGCUGUUACCAAGCUUUCUACUGCUAUUCAGUCUUUUAUAUCAGACCAAACAUGAGACUAGUGUUAUUACUAUUUAAUGAUUAAUAUUCGUGUCCUGAUUAUUUCUUUCAGACUCAUUUGAUGGGAUAUUAAUUGAUGUUUAAUAUGUUGGUAAAUUGAAAUGUAGAUUAUUCUGAUUUUUAA
Messenger RNA from Mercurialis annua (annual mercury), 1414 nucleotides. Its product is annotated as trihelix transcription factor ASR3-like. The transcript is spliced from 2 exons. The record is from RefSeq and is a predicted model, not a curated record. Lineage: Eukaryota; Viridiplantae; Streptophyta; Magnoliopsida; Malpighiales; Euphorbiaceae. The coding region runs from base 297 to 1286 and encodes 329 amino acids.